GGAUCAGCAUCAGUUUCAGCGUCUAGCUCGUCCAGUACAGUCGUAGUCGUAGCUAUCAAUACAAACAUGAAAUUCCUCAUUGUGUUCGCUUUGUGCGCCUGCGUGGCGGCCGAUGUUAGCCACCUGACCAGCUAUUUGCCACCUAGCCAGAGCUAUGCUGCCCCCAGCAACGAGUACCUGCCACCCGUGCAGCAGACAUACAGUGCGCCGGUCGUGCAGCAGACCUAUUCCGCUCCAGCUGUCUCCUACGCCGCACCCUCGGUUGGCUACUCGUCUGGUGGUGGCUCAUACUCGUCCGGUGGUGGCUCAUACUCGUCAGGCGGUGGCUCAUACUCGUCCGGCGGUGGAGGAUACUCGUCUGGUCUUGGCUCCGGCAUUGGUGGUGGAAUCUCGUCCGGUAUUGGCUCAUACUCCGGCGGCGGUGGAGGAUACUCGUCCGGUCUUGGCUCCGGCUUUGGUGGUGGAAUCUCGUCCGGUAUUGGCUCAUACUCCGGCGGCGGUGGUGGAUACUCGUCCGGUCUUGGCUCCGGCUUUGGUGGUGGAAUCUCGUCUGGUAUUGGCUCAUACUCCGGCGGCGGUGGAGGAUACUCGUCCGGCGGCUACAGUGCACCCACCAGCGAGUACUUGCCACCCGUGCAGCAGACCUAUUCCGCUCCAGCUGUCCAGCAGGUCUACUCUGCCCCAGCUGUGAGCUACUCUGCCCCAGCUGUCCAGCAGAGCUACUCUGCUCCAGCUUUCCAACAGACCUACUCCGCACCAGCUUACCAGCAGAGCUACAGCACUGGAUCCAGCUACUCCGGUGGUGAUGUUGGUACCCAGUAUGGCUCCAACGGCGGCUAUGUCUACAAGAAGAAGUAAGAUGCUGCAAACUGUUCACCAAAUCGAAUCAACAUAAUUGUGAUUGACAUCUGACAUGUUUUUUACAAUAUUUAUUAUAUGAUUUGUUUUUUUUUUUCAACCCCCCUU
Drosophila grimshawi is the source of this 966-nucleotide messenger RNA. Its product is annotated as loricrin-like. The transcript is spliced from 2 exons. Bases 67 to 858 code for a protein of 263 amino acids. The record is from RefSeq and is a predicted model, not a curated record. Lineage: Eukaryota; Metazoa; Arthropoda; Insecta; Diptera; Drosophilidae.